AUGACGGAAGGUCGUUUCAAAUAUAUCGACCCCUCGUCGUAUGUCGACAGCGACGUCCCCUUCGUGAAGCCGUGGAGCAAGGUGGACGGUCCCGGGUACUCGUUCAAACUGACCGAUCACGACCGGGCGGUGGAAAACAUUCGCGGACAAGAAUCCAAGUUCUCUGUCGACACCUCCGGCUUCGCUGUGUACAAUUCUCCUGCGCAGGAGAAGGCUUUCACCGACGACGCAAAAGUCCGAGAAGGAUAUUAUUCCGAGGUCGAGGCUCUGCUGCGAGAGAAAUUGCCCGGCGUGAAAAAAGUGGUCUUCUUCGACCAUACUAUCAGAAGGAGAGAGAAGGCUUCCCCUCGCCAACCCGUGCAGCAAGUGCACGUCGAUCAGACGCCCAACGCCGCCGCCGUGCGGGUGCGCAGACAUUUACCCGCAGAAGAGGCUGAGGAGCUACUCAAGGGCCGCUACCAGAUCAUCAACAUCUGGCGCCCGAUAGCAAACCCAGCCUCUGACUUCCCCCUCGCAGUCAUCGACUACCGAACAACCGAGCCCUCCGACAUGGUCAAGGUUGAUCUCCUCUACCCGAAACGCGAAACCAAUGGCACCACCAAUGGAGUCCACGACGAGGACGAUCGGGGUAAGGAAGUCCUCCCCGACCCUUCCUCGGCCUCAUCCACCGCCGGGUACGAGGUCAAAGGUGAGACCUUUGCGGUCCGGCCGAAUGAUAAACAUCGGUUCUUCUACAUGAAGGAUAUGACGCCCGAGGAGGUCAUGUUCAUCAAGUGUUUCGAUUCGUACUCUGAGGUCAACGGUGGCAAGAAGGGCAUUGCUGCAUACACGCCGCAUACCGCCUUUGUGGAUCCACAGACACCCGCAGACGCGCCGGGCAGACAGAGCAUAGAAGUGAGAUCUCUGGUCUUUUACGAAUAA
This is a messenger RNA of Fonsecaea multimorphosa CBS 102226, 921 nucleotides long. RefSeq lists its product as uncharacterized. NCBI's taxonomy places the organism in Eukaryota, Fungi, Ascomycota, Eurotiomycetes, Chaetothyriales, Herpotrichiellaceae. The coding region runs from base 1 to 921 and encodes 306 amino acids. Gene Ontology annotation, molecular function: oxidoreductase activity. The transcript has a single exon. The record is from RefSeq and is a predicted model, not a curated record.